UUACGACCAACAUUCUGUUUAUAUUUCUGUUUAUGUUUCACUUUCAGCAUCAGGAAACAUGCAAGGCUACCAAACAGGCCACGAGCAUAGAGAUGUUUUUUGUUUUUUUAAAUCGAACUACCUCAGGCAUGACGUGCAGCUUCUCUGGUGACUGCACAGCUGCGGUCACAUAAACACUUAUCUCCUGCCUGUAAAUCAGUUUCACCCAGCAUUUCACGAAAUGGACACACACAUCAAAUCAAGUCAGAGAGGUGCACCUCUACACAGAUAAUCACAGGCGAGGGAUGUAUCUGCAGAUGACCCCGGAUGGGAGAGUGUCAGGAAGUGAUGCUCAGACCCUCAACAGCGUGCUGGAGCUGAAAUCAGUGAAAUCCGGCCAUGUUGCCAUCAAAGGACAGUCCACGUCUCUGUUUCUCUGUAUGGACAGCGAAGGCCAUCUGACGGGGCAGAGUCACUACAGCGAGGCUGACUGCACCUUCAGAGAGCUGCUCCUGGCAGACGGAUACACCCGUUUCCUCUCCUCGCACCACAGAUCUCCUGUGUCUCUGGCAUCAAAACACUCCCCGGACCGACACACAGUCCCCUUCACUCGAUUCCUACCGCUCAGGAAUACCUUGGCAGGGGAGAGUGUGUCCGAACAACCACACAACCCGAGAUAUUUUGACGUGGACUCUGAUGAUCCUCUUGGAAUGGGUCUAAAUGAUGUGGUCAGUCCUCAGCUCUCAGUGGACAAGUAACAAAUAUUAAUUGAACAGAUAUUUAACUGUAUGUGUUGCUUUUAAAAAAUGUGUUGAUUAUCGGCCAGGUAGAACCUGCAGACUUGAUGGCUCGUUAUUUUGCUUCUCAACAUGUUUCUGUGAGAGAGGCAUGAAUGUAACUUAUUUAUUUAUUAUGUAUUUUCUAUGGUUAUUUAAAAAUGUAAUAUUUUUUUGAUGACAGUGUCUGAGAUUUUAUUGUUAGUAAUUUAAGAGCAUCUUAGGUUCUCAGUAAGAAAUGGCCCAUGUUGCAACAUCCUUUGGAGUUUUCUGAGCCCAGCAGGGUUCUGUUCAUGCAACUCAGUUGUGUUUGUCAGGCUGGAGGGAAUGAAAAUA
Messenger RNA from Acanthopagrus latus (yellowfin seabream), 1091 nucleotides. It is a transcript of the gene fgf21, whose product is annotated as fibroblast growth factor 21. The record is from RefSeq and is a predicted model, not a curated record. Gene Ontology annotation, molecular function: growth factor activity; fibroblast growth factor receptor binding. Gene Ontology annotation, cellular component: cytoplasm. The transcript has 6 exons. Gene Ontology annotation, biological process: regulation of cell migration; positive regulation of protein phosphorylation; positive regulation of cell population proliferation. Bases 285 to 737 code for a protein of 150 amino acids. Lineage: Eukaryota; Metazoa; Chordata; Actinopteri; Spariformes; Sparidae.